AUGCCGGCUUCUGGGGGCUGCUCAGCCGCUACACCGGCGGAGAGGGCGAAGGACGGAGAGGGGGCUCCGGCCGCCGGCUCCGGCGGUGACCAGAUCGCGGCCGUCUCCGACAUGAACAGGGGUGAGGCGAUCCUGCGGGUGUCCCCCGUUGAGGCUUACGGCGGCGAGGUGCCGGCGGCGGCACGGUCGAGGAAGACAGUGGAGAGCAGCUUCGGACAGAGGACUUCCAUCUACCGUGGGGUCACCAGGUAAAAAAUGGAUUUUCAAAAGGAUAUCAUCUAAUUUUGCUUCCUUAAUAUAUUUUAAAUAUAGAAAAAAGUAUACUCUCUCUCUCUCUCUCUCUCUCUCUCUCUCUCUCUCUCUCUAGGUAUCUUUCUCAACAUUAUAGAAAAAACCACAACCGCCCUGCAUUUGGCCUGAGAAACAUCGUAAAAAGAUAGUAAAGGUAAAGGAUAAAAUGUCAGGCACAGGUGGACGGGGCGAUACGAGGCCCACCUCUGGGACAACAGCAGCCGGAGAGAAGGUCAGCCUCGCAGGGGAAAGCAAGGUUCUCUCUCUCACUCUCUCUCUCUCUCUCUCUCCCCCUCCCCUCUCUCCUACUAUCUCCACUGAGUUAUUUCUAACACGUGGGUGGGAAUUGUUUCAUGGCCUCCGACGGCGGCUGGGGAUCCCUGUUUCUGAUCUUAGUAUAUCUGGGUAAGUCAACGGGACCCCUUCUUCCUGGUUCCUACUUCGGGGUGUCUAAAUCUUACUAAUGCUAAUAAAUCGUAAAUUAUUUCUCAGGUGGGUAUGACAAGGAGGAGAAGGCGGCGAGGGCAUACGACCUGGCGGCGCUCAAGUACUGGGGCCCCACCGCCGCCGCCACCAACUUCCCGGUACGCCCUUUAAUGCCCCCAAAGUUUGGUUUAUAUUAUCGAGUAUUCUAUCUUUGAAUAAGCACGCGGGAACCCACACGUGUGAAAUAGCCAUAUCAUGCACGAAAUGAGCUACACUCACACGUGCCGUGCUCCCCCAGGCUUCCACCUACCGGGGGGACCUCGAAGAGAUGAAGAGCAUGACCAGGGAGGAGUCUGUCGCUUACAUACGGAGGUACACCGAUUCCACGUGCACCCCGUCGUUUACGUGCAUGGCCCAUGCACGUCUGCUCCUAUUCUUCCCACGUUCGUUGACCGCCCUGUAUUCUUCCGCCCACGUGCGAUUUCAGGGGCAGCGCUGGCUUCUCCAGGGGCGUCUCGGGUUAUAGAGGCGUCACCAGGUAGUCCUUCGUACGUGCGACACGUGCGACAGACAACUCAACGCAUUUCCCUUUCUCUAGCUAGGUUUUCCUUUUCACACGUGUGGUUUACAGGCAUCAUCACCAGGGGCGAUGGCAGGCUCGGAUUGGGAGGGUAGCCGGCAACAAAGACGUCUACUUGGGCACCUUCCGUGAGCAGAUCAAUCAUCUUAUGCUAUAAUCAGUAAAUAAAUAAAUCUAUAUUUAUACGUUGACUCUUCUCGCCUGUGAUAGGCACCCAAGAGGAGGCAGCGGAGGCAUACGACAUAGCGGCGAUCAAGUUCAGGGGCAGCGGCGCGGUGACGAACUUCCACCUGAGCCGCUACGACGUGAAGAGGAUCCUCAACAGCGAGCUUCCCGUCGGCGGAAUAUCAGGCGGCGGGUUCAAGAUUUUCAGCUCGGCCGCCGUCGAGCCCGCCGGCGACAAUCUCGGGCGACUGUCGAGCUCCUCUCCGGCGGCCUCCGGCGGCGGCGCCGCCGCCAUCCACGGCCAGGGAAGAGGAAGUUAUGGGUGGAGUGGUGGGUCAUCGGGGAACGGGUACUACGUCGCGUAUCCCGCCGCCGCUGCGCCGCCGGCGAGCAUCGUCGGAGCCGCCGGAUAUGGUGGCGGAGCAUGGACGACGCCAGUUCCUUCCCCCGUUCCUCCUCCCAUGGAGGCUCAGUCGCUGGGUCCAAUGACGACGACGGUGGCACUUUUUCAGGCACCUUUCUCCUGGAAUGGAAUAGCCUGA
Spirodela intermedia is the source of this 2004-nucleotide messenger RNA. NCBI's taxonomy places the organism in Eukaryota, Viridiplantae, Streptophyta, Magnoliopsida, Alismatales, Araceae. The record is from the annotation of a GenBank genome assembly.